AUGCCACCAACGCGGAAAUUCCCAACCUCCCGCCUCCACACAAUAAAAACCCACAAUGGUGCGGUAAAUGCAAUCUGCUUUUCCAGCCCACCAGGCACAUACCUGCUAACGGGCUCUUCUGACCGCUCCAUCCAUCUCUGCCGCGCCCUCCCGACCUCCUCCACCACCGUCUCCGCCACAACACCCGUCACCACCACUCCGAUCCAGCGGUACGCGAAGCAUGGCUACUCCGUGUUGGACCUCGCGGUAACGGCGGAUAAUGCCAAGUUUGCCAGUGUAGGUGGGGAUAAACAGGUUUUUUUGUGGGAUGUGGAGACGGGGACGACGGUGAGGAGGUGGAGUGGGCAUGAUGCGCGGGUUGAGGCGGUGGAGUUCGGGGCCGAGGCGGAUUCGAUUGUUGCGAGUGGAAGCGCCGACACAACCCUAAAACUCUGGGAUACGCGUUCCCUAACCUCAAAGCCCAUCCAAACACUCUCCGAAGCCCGCGACACCAUCUCCUCCCUUAGCAUCCACUUGCCCACCGCCAGCAUAAUAUCAGGCAGCUACGACGGACGAAUCCGCAGCUAUGAUUUGCGUAUGGGCAUGGUGAACGUGGACGUCAUGGGCCAUGAGGUGACGAGCGUGCGCUGCUCGGAGGAUGGCAAUGUCGUGCUGGCAUCGUGUCUAGAUAGCUGGAUUCGGAUGGUUGAUCGAGCGGAUGGCAGUGUGUUGAAAGGGUUUGGGGGUGGGGGAGGCAAGGCGGGGGCUGACCCUGCUACUCCUGCUAGUGGGGAUGGAGGGCCACGCUAUGUCAAUAGUUCGUUGCGGAUUAGAUCUUCAUUUGCGAAGGGGGAGGGCGUGGUGUUUAGUGGUGGGGAGACUGAUGAAAAUGAGAGUGCCAUAAAUGUCGAGAGCCAUGUAUUUGCAUGGGAUGUGUUGACUGGGGAUGUAAUUGCGAAGGUGGGCGUGGGCGAAGGGGUGAAGGCGGUUAGCUGUGUGGCGUGGAAUGAGAAAGCGGGUUGUUGGGCUGGCGGUUGUUCAGAUGGGACUGUUCAAGUAUUUGGAUGA
Messenger RNA from Histoplasma mississippiense, 1047 nucleotides. RefSeq lists its product with no specific name. Gene Ontology annotation, biological process: mRNA splicing, via spliceosome. Gene Ontology annotation, molecular function: protein binding. The coding region runs from base 1 to 1047 and encodes 348 amino acids. Lineage: Eukaryota; Fungi; Ascomycota; Eurotiomycetes; Onygenales; Ajellomycetaceae. The transcript has 4 exons. Gene Ontology annotation, cellular component: catalytic step 2 spliceosome. The record is from RefSeq and is a predicted model, not a curated record.